AGAGCCAAGAUUGAAGAGCGGGUCUCAAUUCUAGGUAUACUCAAGACCAGGGUCUUUAUAUAUUGAUCACAUACAGAAAUCGUUCUUAUCUUUAGUCUCUUCACAAAGAUACUAUUCAUUCAAUUCCCACUAAGAAAAUGGCGGAAGGAGCUUUGGUCGGCGUUGCUAAGGGAAUCACAGAGAAAGCGAGCAACCUCUUAGCCCAAGAGAUUGUACUACUCUGGGGCGUCAAAGACGAGAUCGAAAGGCUCGGCGACACAGUUUUGACAAUCAGUGCUGUGAUUGAGGACGCAGAGGAGGAGCAGCAUCACAACAAUCAAGUCAGAGUGUGGCUGAAAAGGCUGAACGAUGCACUUUAUGAAGCGGACGACUUGCUGGAUGACAUCUCCACCGAAGCUUUACGACGGGAAGUGAUGACACGGAAUAAGAAAGCAAAAGAGGUACGCAUCUUCUUUUCCAAAUCCAACCAGCUUGUAAAUGGUCAUAAAAUGGGUCAUAAGGUUAAGGCAAUGAGGGAGAGGCUAGAUGCCAUCAAAAACGAUAAGGGGUUCCACUUAGAUGAGCGUACACAAGCGAGGAAUUAUAGGGUGAGAGAAACUCAUUCUUUUGUUCGUACUGAAGAAGUUAUUGGGAGAGAAAAUGAUAAGAGAGAGAUUAUCAGAAUUCUAUUGGAUAGCAAUGUUGAAGAGAGUGUUUUGAUCCUCCCGAUAGUCGGACUUGGAGGACUAGGAAAGACGGCAUUAGCUCAACUCGUAUUCAAUGUUAAAGAAAUCCAAAAUCAUUUUGAGCAAAAGCUUUGGGUGUGUGUCUCUAAUGACUUUGAAUUAAAAGUAAUUGUUAAGAAAAUUUUAGAGUGCACAAAAAAUAUGAAACAAGAAGACCUUGAAAUUAACACAUUGAUUAAUGAUCUUAAGAAAGAAAUUGAUGGAAAGCGUUACCUACUUGUGUUAGACGAUGUAUGGAAUGAGAAUCCUCAAAAAUGGCUUAGCCUAAAAGAUCUUUUAAUGGGUGGAGCAAGAGGUAGUAGGAUAUUAGUGACUACACGCAUUAAGAAAGUGGCAGAGAUUACGAAAACUGUUCAACCAUACAUGUUAAAGGGUUUAGAUAAAGAAAAGUCUUGGUGUUUAUUUAAGCGGUUUGCAUUUGCAAAUGGACAAGAUUUACAGAAUCCUUACAUUAAGGAAAUUGGAAUGGAAAUCAUUGCAAAGUGUAAAGGAGUCCCUCUUGCCAUAAGGACACUAGGAAGUGUAUUGUACUUUAAAAACCCAGAAAAAGAAUGGUUGUCUUUUAAGAAUGAUGAACUUUCAAAAGUAGCUCAAAAAGAAAAUGAUUUCCUACCAUCACUUAAACUAAGUUAUGAUCAUCUUCCAUCAUAUUUGAAGCAAUGCUUUGCUUAUUGUUGUUUAUUUCCGAAGGAUUACAAAAUUCAUAAACCAACAUUGAUUAAAAUGUGGAUGGCGCAAGGAUUCAUUAGGUCUUCAAGUCAAAACCAAUGCUUGGAAGAUAUUGGUCAUGAGUAUUUUAUGGAUUUACUUUGGAGAUCAUUCUUUCAGGAAGUUGAAGAAGAUGGGAGUGGAAAUAUAUUAAAAUUCAAAAUGCAUGACCUCAUGCAUGAUCUUGCAAAAUCGGUAGCAGCAUCUGAUAAUGCCACUUUUUAUUCAAAAGAGGAAGGCAUUCAAGAGAAAACUCGCCACAUAUCAUUUGAUAGAACGUUUCUUUCAUCAUCAGGAAUUCCAUUCUCAUUGUAUAAAGCAAGUAGGAUAAGAACAUUUGUUUUGCUAAGUCAAUCACAACACCCAAGAUUGGGUAAGUCAACUUACAAUGCAAUUGUUUCAAGAUUUAAGUUCAUACGCUUGCUGGAUCUACAUGAUAUGGGUAUUAAAAUAAUUCAGAGUUCCAUCGGGAAGUUAAGGCAUUUAAGGUACCUCGAUCUAUCUUCUAAUUCUAUUAGAAUGCUUCCUAAUUCCAUCACAAGAUUGCAUAAUUUGCAAACACUAAGACUCUCUCGAUGUCCAAUUAAAGAAUUGCCUAAAGAUAUUAACAAAUUAGUCAACCUCAGGUAUCUUGAGAUUGAUGAGUGUAGGCGUUUGACUCAUAUGCCACGUGGACUGGGGCAGUUGACUAAGCUUCGGACAUUGUCACAAUUUGUGGUAGCUAAGAAUAGUUGUUUUCCCUUCUGGCGCAAUGGUGGAUUGAAGGAACUCUAUGGGCUAAACGAGCUGAGAGGAACUCUACAGAUUAGGAGAUUGAGACAUGGGAAAGAUGCUUUAUUAGAAUCUAAGGAUGCAAAUAUGAGAGAGAAACAACAUCUUCAAGGCCUGACGUUGAGGUGGAUAAAAGAAGAAGUGGAUGAGUCCAACGUUUGUUAUGAUGAAGAGUCACUUGAAGCCUUGUACCCACAUUCAAAUCUUCACGAAUUGCAUUUACUGCGAUAUGGGGGAGUGAAAUUUCCAAGUGGGACUUCAUCACUUUCAACUCUUGUAAACUUUUCCCUAAAUAAUUGUAACAAAUGCCAACAUCUUCCACCAUUGGAUCAAUUUCAUUCUCUCAAAAGUCUCUCUCUUGAAUGGAUGAAUGAUUUAGAGUACAUAUUAGAGAAAGAUGACAACUGUGGGUUCUUUGAUUCUUCGUUUCUCCCAUCUCUAGAGCAACUCCAAAUUAAAUAUUGUCCAAAUCUAAAAGGAUGGUGGCAACGACAGAGGGAUUCUGUUGAGGAGGUCGAUAAUCAUUCACUGCCUUCAUUUCGUCGUCUUUCCAACUUAGUUAUUUGGCAUUGCCUUAAGCUGACAUCCAUGCCUCUAUUUCCAUAUCUCAAAAAGCUAAAGCUGGGUAUGUGUAGCUUGAAGCCAUUGGAGCAAACAUUGAGGAUGAAGUUGACAAACAUGGCAACCCUAGAGAGCCUAACAUCAAUAGCAACAUCAACCUCUUCUUCUUCUACAAUUGCUGAUUCCUCGUUUAUCCCUCUCUCCAAAUUAAAGUUUAUGACAAUUGUGAAUAUGGAGGAAACUUUGCCCAAAGAGCUGAUGUGCAAUCUCAUUUCUCUCCAAGAUUUAAGUUGUGGUCCUCUCCCUCUCUCUCAACAUCUCAUUGCUCUUCGGCGUUUGAUAAUUAAUGGUUCUAACGAGUUUGAUAUAAUAAACAAUGGAGAUGAGAUGGAAUGGCAUGGCCUUCAGAGGCUUCACUACCUAAAGUUCUACAACAUUCCAAAUUUGGCCACUCUACCAGUGGGGAUUCAACAUCUCACGUCUUUACAAAGAUUCAAGAUUUAUGAUUGUCCAAGUUUAUUGGCUAUACCAGAGUGGAUCGGUAACCUCACCUCUUUGCAAUCGCUAAAAAUUCGGAGUUGUCCCAUCUUAUUGGAAAGAUGCAAGAAGGAAGCGGGUGAAGAUUGGCCUAAGAUUGCUCACAUCCCACACUUGGAUAUAUAGUCAGAUGAAGCACCUACUCUGAGGAUUUGGAGCUUAAUCAAAGCUUUUGGGUGCUGCGAUUGCUCAACAAGUCAACAAACUCAUCAUUGCAGGUUGCCCUGGGCUAAGAUCAUAAGCUGAUGUCAAUGGUCAAAGUAGUACCCAAAGAAAGGAACUAUUCAUUUUCCUGAUAGUUGCCUUUCAGUUAUUGUAUACUCCUACUGGUUAGAUUUUAUGAAGGUAAUAAAAUACAGGUGUUUAGUUCAAAAAAUAAAGUGUUUUAUUUUGGUUAAAGCACUAUUGUUGUUGUGACAGGAAGGUUAGGGGAGGAAGAGUUUUCUUUUUGGAUAUGCUUCAUAAUAUUCAUUAUAAUUUAUUACAAAACUAGAUAUAAUGUGUUGAUUACUGUUAUUGUCAAUAUAGACUUAAUAUCAACUAUUGUUUCUCUUAGCAUUAGCAUCAGAACCAGAUACAUCAUUUCAUUUUUUGUAGCAGCAGACUUUUCAUUUUUGUAGCAGCAGACUUUGGUCACGCUGAUUUAUUUAGGCAGCUCUCCAUAACAAUUUCUGCCAUCUCUUAAAUUUUGUGACACUUUGAUUAAGAGAAGAAUUCAAAUAAUUUGAAUAAAGCAGCUAGUGAUGACCACAUUAAAUUUUAGAAAGCAUGACCCUUGCAUUAAAAUAUGAUCUAUGAAAAGUAAUUUCAGUUUUCUUUGCGUGAAUCAUCCAUGGAGGUAAGUCAUAUACAGUAUCAUAAGUUCCUAACUUCCCCUUUAGAGACCUUUUUGUCAUUUGACUCUUCCCUCUUCACGACCUGAUUCUGAUUGGAUUUUCAUAGUAUCACCCUAGCUAGUACAGUUUAGCUUUAACUAUUGAGGCGAAUGGGCAACCAGAUUUUUCCCAUUUCUUUUGUUGGGGUGUGAUGAGAGGGGCAUGGGGGAGAAAGAAAGAAAGAAAAAUGCUUUCUGGUAGAGAAUACAAAAAUCCCAAUGAAUUCUUUCUUCAAAUGAGGAAUUAAUUCUAUGAAUAUCAGUCUAGCUCUAUCUUUAUUUUUCCCUUCCAUCAGGUAUGGUGAGUUUAUCGAUAACUGGAUUUUAGCAUAAGCUUGAGGAGUAUUGAAUACUGAAGCCGACAAGCUUAAGAGUGCAUGUUUCUUCAAACCUAGCUGCUAAUAAGAUUAUGCAGCAUACUAUUAGAAAAGGAACGGUAACUAUCUCAUUUAUUACCAAAUUUAAUAUUUUCUCAUAAUUUAGGUUUCAUUUUUUUGGAAAUUUUUUUGCAAUAUGGUUGGCAUAUUUUUAGUUUCCUCUCUUGUUCUGUUUUCAUUUCAUUCUUAAACAGAGCUUUGGUAGGUUCUAAUGAAUGAAGAGCAUAGCUUGUUGUUAGAGCAGACUACAGAGUACCCCCUGAUUUCAUAGAUAGCUUAAUUUCAUGGUAAAUGAUUCUUGGACUUUUUACCACUUGUGACGUUUUUUUAGUCAUAAAUGUUAUUUUUUGCGCUUCUCAAAGUAUAACCUUUAUUCCUACAUAACAGUAUUCUUAAAGCUUCUCAUAGAAAUCAAUCACAAGAACUCUCAAGAGAAAUAUUUUAAUCUGGACUAUAGAUGCCAUUAGUUACUACAACAGGUUUUGAUAUUAUUAUUUUCUCUAUUUUUGCAUAUAUUUCAAUGAGAAAGCCAUCUGAUCUUGCUCUCACAGAAAAGUGGUUGAUAUACAACUUACUUAAGAAAAUAAGAGAUUAGCAUUGUCAGGAGCCAUGUUCAACUGACUAACUGAUUUGCAGGGAAAAUACAUGAAUUUCCAAUGAGAUGGUCAUUAAGCCUUUCCAUGAACAACGCUUGCUUGGUGAGUGCAUUUAGUUCAUUAGCAUGGCAUUAGGUUUCAUCUUUGAAAUCACCUUACAUUUUUAAGGAUGCUUGGCAUACAAAAUAAUCCAGCUGCGGACAAUUAAAGUUUUGACACCUAUGACAUAUCAUUUUAAUCCAGCAUCUUUUAGUCUCAAUAACAGGAACUCAUUAGUUUUCACAAGGCUUUAAAUGGAAUGCUAAAUAAUCACAUGCGUACUGGCAUUGAUUGCCUACUCUUGAACUAAAUUUUACUGUCUUUAUGAGUGGACUACUGGUAUUGGCAGACCUACAGUUCCUUCUCUUUUGUAGACAUUGAUUAUUUAAUUUUAGCUUGUAAUUCUUCAGAGGGUUUCUAUGAUUACUGCUUGCAUGGGUGGUGGUCUACUCUUAUUAAUUAAUUUUUUAUUAAUUAUCCAAAAAGAAAAAAGAUGGCUAAAUAAUUAUAGCUAUCAAACAAAAGACAACAAAUGAGUACUCUACCUACUGUUUGGAUCCUUCUCUCUUCAUGUUGCUCAUAUUAAUUUUCCAAUAUGUUCAUUUUCUAGGUAGUGGUUCUUGUAUUGGUGAGUAUCAGCAUUGAGCACAUGUUCCAGAAGUUUCAUUCUAUGAAUCAAGUUAUGUAUUUCAACACUUUUCUAGACAGAAAUUUGCUUUCAAGGCAAAGAAAUUGUGAAAUGUUCCCAGUAUGUCAAAUGAAAUUGCUGCACAGAUGACUACAAAGGUUUCCAACAACAAUAUUCUAUGGUAGCAUCAUUUUAGAACCAAUGGAAAAAUAGGCUUCUGAACUCCUAUUGUCUCAACUGAUUAACAAGCGGAUUAGAGAGUUUUCAAUUGAUCAGACUAUUUGUGUUUUGUGUCUUAAAGAUUUUUGGCUUGUUGUUACUGGAGAUUUUAUUGGUCCUCCUCAGUGAUUAGAUGACAAGAGCAACAAAUAUCAUCUCACAGCACUGAGGUCCACAACCUUGGAGGACUUGUGCUUUUGUUCAGUAGAGUGGAAAAUAAGGAUAAGUGGAUAUAAUAAAAGAACGACAUCAAUUUUUUGAUUCGUAUUUGGGUGGCUGCGUCUGCAUAACUUGCAAGUUGUCUUUUGAUAGUCUUCCAUGUCUUAUGAUAGCUUGUUGAUGAUGCAACUAGUUGCUUUGCAGCUAAAAGCCUAAAACCAAGAAGAGAAUAUAGUUGAAGGAAGCAAUUGAAGGCGUUCUUGUUUAUUCCAUGUAGUCGAAGACCUAACAACCAUCAAGAAGAGCUGCCCUAUUUCCAACUGGGAGGUAUAUUCUUAAGGGAUUCAAGCACCAAUGUCAAGUGUGAAAGUCAAAUUUGAGUCAUAUCUGACUUGGACUCCUUUUGUUGACUUGGGCUAGGACUCUAUUCCCUUUUGGUUUGGUAUUUUAAUUAAGUACAGGGUACUGUACUUGGUUUAGGAUUUGAAUAAUUAUACUACUACACCUCGACUUGGUGUGUGCUCUUUAUGAAAUAUCAUCUCAGCCUUGACUCUUGUAAACUGAGAGAGUGAGAGUUCUUAGUGAAACUUUCUUGACACUGCCCGUGGAUGUAGGCCUAGGCUGAACCAUGUAAAUCUUGUCUUCUUGUGUGAUUUUUUCUUUUAUUUUU
Quercus lobata is the source of this 6864-nucleotide messenger RNA. Its product is annotated as putative disease resistance protein RGA3. Gene Ontology annotation, molecular function: protein binding; ADP binding. The transcript has 5 exons. The record is from RefSeq and is a predicted model, not a curated record. Bases 138 to 3428 code for a protein of 1096 amino acids. Lineage: Eukaryota; Viridiplantae; Streptophyta; Magnoliopsida; Fagales; Fagaceae.